Ostreobium quekettii is the source of this 1854-nucleotide messenger RNA. The record is from the annotation of a GenBank genome assembly. NCBI's taxonomy places the organism in Eukaryota, Viridiplantae, Chlorophyta, Ulvophyceae, Bryopsidales, Ostreobiaceae.
AUGACGGGCACGGACGCCGACGUCCGUGAAGCGGACUAUGGGUAUGUGCGGAAGGUGUCGGGUCCCGUGGUGGUGGCCACCAAGAUGUCCGGGGCAGCCAUGUACGAGCUCGUACGGGUGGGCCCGAUGCAGCUGAUCGGAGAGAUCAUCCGCCUUGAGGGCGACACGGCGACCAUCCAGGUGUAUGAGGAAACGUCAGGACUGACAGUGAAUGAUCCCGUGCUGAGGACCAAGCAGCCGCUCUCUGUGGAGCUUGGACCUGGCAUCUUGGGCAACAUUUUCGACGGUAUCCAGAGGCCGCUGAACACCAUCGCGAAGCUCACCGGCGAUUGCUUUAUUCCCAGAGGCAUUAACAUCCCAGCCCUGGACCACAAGAAGACCUGGGAGUUCCAGUCAGUGGGAUUGAAGGUCGGAGACAGGGUGACAGGUGGAGACAUCUAUGGGGUGGUUCCAGAGAACACGCUGAUAAGUCACAAGAUCAUGCUGCCACCUGGUGCCCGGGGCACCAUCACCUACAUCGCACCUGCAGGCGAGUACACCAUUGUGGAUGACAUCAUCGAGCUCGAGUUCCAAGGCCAGAAGAAGCAAUACACGAUGAGGCAAAUGUGGCCAGUGCGUGCUCCUCGCCCAGUGGCGUCCAAGAUGCUUGCAGACUCUCCGUUGCUGACCGGUCAGAGGGUGCUGGAUGCAUUGUUCCCAUCAGUUCGAGGAGGGACAUGUGCCAUACCUGGUGGCUUUGGCUGCGGCAAGACUGUGAUCUCACAGGCCUUGUCCAAGUACUCAAACUCUGAUGGAAUCGUAUACGUCGGCUGUGGAGAGCGUGGCAAUGAAAUGGCUGAGGUCCUGAUGGACUUCCCACAACUGACGAUGACGUUGCCCGAUGGGCGUGAAGAGUCCAUCAUGAAGAGAACCACGCUGGUCGCCAAUACGUCCAACAUGCCUGUGGCUGCCAGAGAGGCUUCCAUCUACACUGGAAUCACUUUGGCUGAGUACUUCAGGGACAUGGGCUACAACUACUCGAUGAUGGCAGACUCAACCUCACGAUGGGCUGAGGCCCUUCGUGAGAUCUCUGGGCGGUUGGCUGAGAUGCCUGCCGAUUCAGGGUACCCUGCCUACCUAGGUGCUCGCCUGGCAUCCUUCUAUGAGCGGGCGGGCCGUGUGUCUUGUCUGGGAUCGCCUAAACGCGAAGGAAGCGUCACAAUUGUCGGGGCCGUGUCUCCCCCAGGAGGAGACUUUUCAGAUCCUGUCACCUCUGCCACACUGGGCAUCGUGCAGGUGUUCUGGGGCCUGGACAAGAAGCUGGCGCAGCGCAAGCACUUCCCCUCCGUCAACUGGCUGCUGUCGUACUCCAAGUACGUGAAGGCCCUGGAGCCCUUCUACGACAAAGUCGACCCUGACUUCAUUCCCAUCAGGACUGUCGCCAGGGAGGUGCUGCAGAAGGAGGACGAGCUGAACGAAAUCGUGCAGCUGGUGGGAAAGGACGCCCUGGCUGAGACGGACAAGAUCAUCCUGGAAACUGCAAGGUACAUCAAAGAGGACUUUUUGCAGCAGAACGCCUUCACCAAGUAUGACAAGUACUGCCCAUUCUACAAGUCAGUGGGGAUGUUGCGGAACAUAGUGACUUUCCACAAGUGUGCAACAGGCGCCAUCGAGAAGACGGCCGCAGGCAAUGCUGAGGGCCAGAAAAUCACUUACAACAUCAUCAGGCAGCGCCUCGGAGAUGUCAUGUCCAGGAUAUCAAGCCAGAAAUUUGAGGACCCAGAGAAUGGGGAGGACGCCAUCAUGGAGAAGUUGACCACCCUGAACGAGGAUGUCAAGGAGCGCUUCAGGAGCCUGGAGGAGGAAUACCGAUGA